Messenger RNA from Anopheles coustani, 3975 nucleotides. RefSeq names its product toll-like receptor Tollo (gene Tollo). Lineage: Eukaryota; Metazoa; Arthropoda; Insecta; Diptera; Culicidae. The transcript has a single exon. Gene Ontology annotation, molecular function: protein binding. Bases 1 to 3975 code for a protein of 1324 amino acids. The record is from RefSeq and is a predicted model, not a curated record. Gene Ontology annotation, cellular component: extracellular matrix. Gene Ontology annotation, biological process: signal transduction.
AUGCGUUCCUCCCCGACGGUGCUCACGGUGUUGUUCGGCACCAUAUUUGGAGUAUUCGGUGCCUCGUUAAGUAAAUCGCUACUCAAUCAAGCACCCGACGAGUGUCGGUGGGCUGACUACGGCGAUGAAGAUCUGACGCUCGUCUGUCGCCUGAGGACUAUCAAUAGUGAGCUGGAGAACACAAACUUUAGUGUGCUGCAUCCGGAGAACACCGUCCGGCUGCGGUUGCACUGCAACGAUGGGUUGUUCUUCCAGAGCAGUCUCAACCACGGCAGCUUCAAGCAACUCGCGAAGCUGCGCUCGCUCACGAUCGAGUACUGUAAAAUAGCUAACCUGAGCGAGGGUUCCUUCCGUGGGCUCAAAGGGCUUACGAAUCUGACCCUGCGGACGCACAACACCGACUGGUCGUCGAUCAGCCUGAACGUUGCGCCGCUGGUAUUUAACAGCGAGCUCGCCAACCUCCAGCGGCUGGAUCUCAGCGAGAACAAUAUGUGGAGCAUACCGGACGGAAUGAUAUGUCCACUGCCGAAGCUGGACUACCUCAACCUAACGCAGAACCGUUUGCGUGACCUAUCCGCGUUCCACUUCAGCGCCUCGCUGAGCACGCGGCUCUCGAAGCAGUGCGGCAGCACCAUUGCCACGCUCGACCUUUCGCACAACACCAUCGACAACUUGCCGCCGGCCAUUUUUUCCGGCCUCCGCCAGCUCACCGACUUGCGGCUGCAGAGUAACGGGCUCAACUUCAUCGCCGACCGCGCUCUGGAAGGGCUGGUUUCGCUGGCCCGGCUGGACAUUUCGCUGAACCGGCUCACCAACCUGCCCCCGGAGCUGUUCUCCGAAGCGAAGCACAUCAAGGAGAUCUACCUGCAGAACAACAGCUUGAACGUGCUGGCCCCUGGCAUAUUCACCGAUCUGCAGCAGCUACUGCUGCUGGAUCUGUCCGGUAACGAGCUUACCUCGGAGUGGAUCAAUUCGGCCACCUUCCGCGGGCUCACCAGGCUGAUCGUGCUCGACCUGUCGGGCAAUAAGAUUUCCAAAAUGGAGUCGACGAUCUUUCGCGACCUGAAGGCGCUGCAGGCGCUGCGGCUGCAGAAUAAUUUCAUCGAGAGCAUUGCCGAGCACACGUUUGCCGAGCUGGGUGCAUUGCAUUCGCUCGUGCUGUCAAACAACCGGCUGUCCACCAUCGAGCACUACACGUUCGGUGGCCUGCAUAACCUCGCGCUGCUCUCGCUGGACUACAACCGAAUCUCGCGCAUCGACCGGAAGGCGCUGCGUAACCAGAGCAAGCUGCAAGAGCUGCACAUCAACGGGAACAAGCUGCUCGAGGUGCCCUACGCCCUGUACGAUGUGCCACUGCUGCGGACGCUCGAUCUGGGCGAGAACCACAUCGCGAGCAUCGAUAACGCGAGCUUCCACGAUAUGGCGCACCUUUACGGGCUGCGGCUGACGGAGAACAACAUCGAAGUAAUACGACGCGGGACGUUCGACGCGAUGCAGUCGCUGCAUAUUUUGAAUCUUUCGCAGAACCGGUUGAAAACGAUCGAGCAGUCGUGCUUUGACAACAACACCAAACUGCAGGCGAUCCGGCUCGACGGCAACUACCUCACCGAGAUCGCGGGCCUCUUCACGAAGCUCCACAACCUGCUCUGGCUCAACAUCAGCGAUAACCAUCUCGAGGUAUUCGAUUACGCGCUCAUUCCCACGGGCCUCCAGUGGCUGGACGUGCACGCCAACAAGAUUGCGGAGCUCGGCAACUACUUCGAGAUCGAAUCGCAACUGUCGCUGAGCACGAUCGACGCGAGCUCGAAUCAGCUCACCGAGAUCACCGGAAGUGCGAUCCCGAACAGCGUGGAGCUGCUGUACCUCAACGACAACCUCAUCUCGAAGGUGCAGUCGUACACGUUCUUCAAGAAACCCAACCUGACGCGGGUGGAUCUGUUCGGCAACAAGAUAACGACGCUCGAUCCGAACGCGCUGCGAAUAUCGGCCGUGCCGGACGAGCGCCCCCUGCCGGAGUUCUACAUCGGCGGCAAUCCCUACCAGUGCGAUUGCAAUCUCAACUGGUUGCAGAAAAGUAACGCCGAUUCGCGAACCCAGCCGCGGCUGAUGGAUCUGGAUAGCAUCUACUGCAAGCUGCUGUACAACCGGGGUCGCACCUACGUACCGCUCGUCGAAGCCAUGGCAAACCAGUUCCUGUGCAAGUACGAAACGCACUGCCUCGCGCUGUGUCACUGUUGCGACUUUUACGCGUGCGACUGCAAGAUGGAGUGUCCGGAGCGCUGCACCUGCUACCACGACCAGAGCUGGGACUCGAACGUGGUCGACUGCUCGCGGGCCGGGUACGAUGGCCGGCUGCCGGAUCAGAUGCCGAUGGACUCGACGCAAAUCUACCUGGAUGGAAACGGCUUCCAGUCGCUGGCCAGCCACGCCUUCUUGGGUCGGAAGCGGCUGAAGAUCCUUUUCCUGAACGGCUCGCGCGUUGAAACGAUCAGCAAUCGUACGUUUUUCGGGCUGAAGGAGCUGGAAAUUCUGCAGCUCGACCACAAUCGCAUCGAUAAGCUGAACGGCUUCGAGUUCGUAGGGCUGGAAAAUCUCAAAGAGCUGUUCCUGCAGUACAAUCGGAUAUCGGUGAUCGCCAACAACACCUUCGAUCAGCUGCACGGUAUGCGCGUCCUUCGGUUGGACCAUAACCGUAUUGUAGAGUUUAACAUCUGGCACCUACCGAAGCAGCUCAACGAAAUGCGUCUGGCAGCUAACUCGUGGUCCUGUGAGUGUGAGUUCGUGGAGCGAUUCCGGGAGUUCCUGAAGACGUACGACUUUGUGCGCGAUCGGUACAAGAUCAGAUGUUCCAUCGCUUCGAAUCGGUUGCCUUCGAAUGGGACUAUCAGUGCUAGUGAUACUACCGUCGACUCGUAUGGCGAAAAUGCACCCGAAGGGGCGGUGGAAGGUUUCACUAUCAUUUACAACAACAGUUCAUCGGUUUGCACCGGCGUGGUGCAGCUUGAAAAUGUUAUCAAUGGAAACUUGACCUCAAAGAAAACGGUCCUCACACCACAGCCGGUCGAAGGUUACAUUCCGCUCGUGGUUGCAACGUUGUGUGCCUUCUCCGUCGUGAUUGUGCUAACGUUAGUGAUUUUCGUGUUUCGGCAGGAGGUACGCGUGUGGUUUCACUCCAAAUUCGGCGUACGCCUGUUUUAUAACACUGCCGACCUGGACAAGAACGAGCGUGAUAGACUAUUCGAUGCGUUUAUCUCCUACAGCUCGAAGGACGAGUCGUUCGUAGCGGAAGAACUCGCGCCAGUGCUUGAAAAUGGAGACCCAUCGUAUAAACUCUGCCUGCACUAUCGAGACUUUCCGGUUGGGGCGUAUAUUGCGGACAAUAUCCUGCAAGCAGUUGAGUCCUCGCGACGCACGAUCAUGGUGCUGUCGGAGAACUUCAUCAAAUCGGAGUGGUGUCGGUUCGAGUUCAAAUCAGCGCACCAUCAGGUACUGCGCGACAGACGGCGCCGUCUGAUAGUGAUCCUGUUAGGCGAGGUGCCCCAGAAGGAUCUCGAUCCCGACAUUCGGUUGUAUCUCAAAACGAACACCUACCUUCAGUGGGGCGACAAGCUGUUUUGGGAGAAGCUACGGUUCGCCCUGCCAGAUGCGCUCAACAAUCAGAGGCGGCAGCAUCAGCAAAACAUUGCCCUCACCCACUCGAACAUACGCAACAGCUACCAACAGACCCGCGCUGCUCCGUCCAACCGGACGAACAACCAGUUGAACGUGCAGCAACAGCUUCAACACGAGGGACGGCCGCAACCGAGAUCCCCCGACAGCCAUUCUAGUGCAGCUCAGCAGCAGCAGCUACAGCCUCUUCCUGGGCUGGUGAUUGGUGUGCAACCACAACAGCUACAAAGUAACCAGCAGCAAUCGCAACUACGUAAUUCUAGUUCAUCCGAUUCAUCCCCAAGAACAGUUGGUACUCAUAUCUAA